Homalodisca vitripennis (glassy-winged sharpshooter) is the source of this 8871-nucleotide messenger RNA. RefSeq names its product dynein axonemal heavy chain 7 (gene Dhc62B). The record is from RefSeq and is a predicted model, not a curated record. The transcript is spliced from 41 exons. Gene Ontology annotation, cellular component: dynein complex. Gene Ontology annotation, molecular function: ATP binding; ATP hydrolysis activity; dynein light intermediate chain binding. The coding region runs from base 16 to 7926 and encodes 2636 amino acids. Gene Ontology annotation, biological process: microtubule-based movement. NCBI's taxonomy places the organism in Eukaryota, Metazoa, Arthropoda, Insecta, Hemiptera, Cicadellidae.
UAUUGGGAAGACGAUAUGCUUGUUCGAAUUACUAAUGCAACUGUCAACUACUUCUAUGAGUACCUGGGAACCACUAGAAGACUGGUUAUUACGCCCCUGACUGACCGCUGUUACCGGACUCUGGUAGGGGCCUACCAUCUGCAUCUCAAUGGAGCUCCUGAAGGUCCUGCAGGCACAGGCAAGACUGAGACUACCAAGGACUUGGCCAAGGCUCUGGCCGUACAGUGUGUAGUUUUUAAUUGUUCUGACGGCUUGGACAGCAUUGCUAUGGGAAAGUUUUUCAAAGGACUUGCCUCAUCAGGAGCAUGGGCAUGUUUUGACGAAUUCAACAGAAUUGAAGUUGAAGUGUUAUCGGUUGUUGCACAACAAAUUCUGUCAAUAGUGCAAGCAGUCAGAAAUAAGAUGGAAAAGUUUAUGUUUGAAGGAACCGAGAUAAUCCUAAACCCUUCUUGUUACGUGUGUAUAACCAUGAAUCCAGGCUAUGCUGGUAGAUCUGAGCUCCCAGACAAUCUCAAGGUUCUUUUUCGCACAGUAGCAAUGAUGGUGCCUGACUAUGCAAUGAUAGGAGAAAUAGAGCUGUAUUCUCAUGGAUUCAUUGAUGCAAGACAACUCUCAGUCAAGAUAGUUACAACUUAUAGAUUGUGUUCGGAACAACUCUCGUCUCAAUCACAUUAUGAUUACGGCAUGAGAGCUGUAAAAACAGUACUAAAUGCUGCCGGUAACCUUAAACAGAGGUUUCCAGAUGAAUCUGAAAAUAUUUUAUUGCUCCGUUCAAUAGUCGAUGUGAACUUGCCCAAGUUCUUGAAUCAUGAUAUUCCUCUAUUUGAUGGUAUUAUUUCUGAUUUGUUCAUUGGAGUGAAGAUACCGAAACCAGACUAUGACAAAUUUAUUGAAACCAUGAAGGAGGUUUGUGAAUCAAGAAAUUUGCAGCUGAAAGAAUCAUUUAUAAUCAAAUUAAUCCAAACAUAUGAAAUGAUGAUUGUACGUCAUGGUUUUAUGUUAGUUGGAAAUCCUUUUGCUGGAAAGACCUCUACUUUACAUGUAUUGGCAGAAUCCAUGACUUUACUAAAGCAGCAAGGGGAACCUGAAGAGACAACCACAUUUACAACCAUGAAUCCGAAGGCAGUAACUAUGGGUCAGUUGUAUGGUCAGUUCGACUUGGUGUCACAUGAGUGGUCAGAUGGUAUCAUCGCAAAAGCUUUUAGAGAGUUUGCCAAGUCAGAGACUAGUGAUCGUAAGUGGAUAAUAUUUGAUGGACCAAUAGACGCAGUUUGGAUUGAGAAUAUGAAUACUGUUCUUGAUGAUAACAAAAAACUUUGCUUGAAUUCUGGUGAAGUUAUAACUAUGACAUCAGCAAUGUCAAUGAUAUUUGAAGUUAUGGAUUUAGCUCAGGCAUCUCCAGCAACGGUGUCACGCUGUGGGAUGAUUUAUAUGGAGCCAAGUAUUCUGGGCUGGAGACCUCUGGUAGAGUCAUGGCUGAAGUCUGCACCUCCAGAAUGGGCCACAGACCACAGUCACAAUCUCUUUGGAAUAUUUGAUUGGAUUGUUCCUCCUCUACUUAAUUUUGUCAGAAAAAAUUGCACUUUUCUUGCUCAUGCUGGCGAGUCAAAUAUUGUCAAGACUACAAUCAACUUAGUAGACAUGCUGCUAAGGGAUGCUUGUGCUCUCAACCCAAGUCUAAAUCACUUGCUAAUAUGGGUCCAGGUGUCUUGCCUGUUUGCAGGAGUUUGGGGCAUUGGUGGUGCUCUCAAUACAACAUCUAAAGAGCUGUUUGAUAUAUAUUACAAGGAGAUUUGGAAAGGAAGCAAUGAAGACUACCCAAUACCAGAAACAAUUGAUCCGAUAGACAUAUCAAUACCUUCAGAGGGUUUGAUCCAUGACUACUACUACAAUUAUUCUGGAAAAGGAACUUGGAAGUAUUGGCCAGAUGUACUGCGAAACAUGAAGAUUGAAGAGACUAUAAACCUGCAGCAAACAUUGGUUCCUACUGUUGACACUGCAAAGUAUUUCCAUGUCUUAGAGAUGCAUAUCCGUCAUAGAAUCCCUACACUCCUAGUUGGCCCUUCAGGCACAGGAAAGAGUUUUUAUGUACAGAAAAUGUUGAUGCACGAGUUGGAUUUGGACAAGUUUUCUCCAGCAUUUUUAACCUUUACUACCAGCAUUUCAGCAAACUUGACCCAGGAGCUAAUAAUAUCAAAACUACUGAAGAGGAGACGUGGUGUGUAUGGACCAGAGAAGGGAAAGUUAUCAGUAAUAUUUAUCGAUGAUAUGAACAUGCCAGCCAAGGAAGUGUAUGGAGCACAACCUCCUAUAGAACUUCUUCGUCAGUACUUUGACCAUGGUCAUUGGUAUGACUUGAAAGACACUUCCAAAAUUUAUCUGCAGGAUUUGCUCAUCCUCACUGCAAUGGGUCCACCAGGAGGGAGCAGGCAGGAUGUCUAUGCAAGAUUUUUAAGACAUUUUGAUAUAUUUGCGAUUAAUAGCUUUUCGGAUGAAAGUAUGACUCGAAUCUUUUCAACAUUGUUAUUUAUAGGUUUAAAGCGAAAUGGGUUUCCGUCAGAGGUCAUGCUGUCUGUGAACCACAUUGUGUCGGCCACACUGGACGUCUAUCACAAGACAAGUGCUGCUCUACUGCCCACCCCUGCCAAGUCUCACUACAGCUUCAGUAUGCGAGAUCUGGCAAGAGUCAUCAAUGGUCAUUUGUUGAUCAAGAAAGAGUCUGUAGAGGACAAGAAAGUGUUUGUAAAGCUUUGGACACAUGAGAUGAUGAGAGUUUUUUAUGAUCGGUUGAUCGAAGAUAUUGAUAGAGAAUGGCUUUUUGGAACAAUAAAACAAGCAGUUAAAGACCACUUUAAAGAAAAUUUUGAAAUGAUAAUGGCUAAUAUUCUAAAAGAAGGGCGCAAAUCAGUGUCUGAGCAGGAUCUCCAUGAUUUGAUGUUCUCUACGGCUCUGGAUGUAGAUGCAGAAGAUGAUCGUAAAUAUGAGGAACUAACCAUAGAACAGUUACGAGAUGCUGCAAUGAUUGUGCUGGAGGAGUACAACGCAACCCAUAAACAAAAAAUGGAUAUCGUCUUAUUCAGAUUUGCUUUGGAACACUUGUCUCGGAUUUGCCGAUUAUUGUCAAUAUCGGGAGGAUGUGCGUUGCUUGUUGGUGUCAGUGGAUCCGGACGACAGACUCUCACCCGCCUUGCUGCUGCAAUCUGUAACUUCAAUGUCUUUCAGCCAGAAAUCACCAAAAACUAUGGUUUUAGUGAUUGGCGAAAUGAUAUAAAAUCUGUAAUGAAAGAGUCUGGUGGUAGAAAUAAACAAAUUGUCUUUUUGUUCACUGAAAGUCAAAUAAAGGAAGAUUAUUUUCUGCAAGACAUUGACUCUUUACUGAACUCUGGUGAAGUGCCAAACAUAUUUCCUAUUGAUGAAGUUCAAGAGAUUUUGGAGAUGGUGCGUUUAGCAGCUCAAGGUGGUAAUCGCCAUCUUGACAUCAAUCCUUUGGCAGUUUACUCUUUCUUCACAAGCCGUUGCAAAUCAAAUCUUCAUAUUGUUCUGUGCUUUAGUCCAAUUGGGUCUGCCUUUCGAUUACGACUAAGAAUGUAUCCAUCUCUUGUAAAUUGCUGUACUAUAGACUGGUUUGAAGCAUGGCCAGAAGAUGCACUGGAAAGAGUGGCCCAUCGAUACUUAGCUCAAAUAUCUGUUACUAAUGAAGUCAAGGAAGCUGCUGUAGUAGUAUGUAAACACUUUCAUGUCACUGCGAGAGAUUUAGCAGAUGAUUUUUUCAAAGCAACUGGAAGGAAAACUUAUAUAACUUCUGGAUCCUACCUAAAUUUAAUUCGUUUAUACAGCACUCUCAUAACAGAGAAACAAGAUGAAGUAAUGGGUGCCAAAAUGCGAUAUGUUGGAGGUCUGGACCAGCUCGACUAUGCUGCUUCUCAGGUGGCAGAAAUGCGAAAAGAACUGGAAGAAUUGCAACCCAAGUUGAAAGUUGCAGCUGCAGAAACUGUAGCAAUGAUAAAGAUUAUUGAACAGGAAACAGUACAAGUAGAACAGGCCAAAGCAUUGGUUCAGAAGGAUGAGAAAGCAGCCACAAUACAAGCUGAAGCUGCAACUGCCCUGAAAACUGAGUGUGAAGCAGAUCUUGCAGAAGCUCUACCUAUUCUUGAAGAUGCAUUGGCAGCACUGGACACUCUUAAGCCAGCUGAUAUAACCCUGGUAAAGGCUAUGAAGAACCCUCCUGAAGCUGUCAAGUUAGUGAUGGCUGCUGUGUGUGUGAUGAAAGGUAUCAAGCCAGACCGAGUCCCCGACCCAGCCAAACCUGGUCGAAUGAUGUUGGAUUUCUGGGGCCCUAGUAAACGCUUGCUGGGUGAUAUGGGUUUUCUCCAGGGCUUAAAAGAUUAUGACAAAGACAAUAUUCUUCAAGAGAUAAUAACGACCAUUCGUAAAGACUACUUAACUAAUCCGAUAUUUAAGCCCGAGAUUGUAGCUAAAGCAUCAAGUGCAGCGGAAGGGCUGUGCAAGUGGAUUAUAGCACUCAGCAAGUAUGACAUUACAGCUAAGAUUGUUGGGCCCAAAAAAAUUAAGUUGGAAACAGCUGAAAGAGAAUAUGCCGAAACUAUGAAAAUACUUAAUCAAAAGUUGAGUGAAGUGAGAGCGUUAGAAGAAAAACUUGAUAACCUGAAUAAAAAAUUUGAUUUGGCAAAAGAACGCAAACAAAAAUUGGAAGAUGACGUACAGUUGUGUUCGGACAAGUUAGAGCAAGCCCAAAAACUCAUAGGUGGUCUCGGGGGAGAGAAGAGUCGCUGGAUGCAGGCUGCUGAAAAACUGCAGUUGGCUUAUGAGUGUUUACCAGGCGAUGUUCUUAUUUCUUGUGGUGUUAUUGCUUAUCUUGCAUUUUUUACUAGCUUGUACAGGCAAAACGUCAUAUUGGAUUGGAAGCAAUUAUGUGAUCAGAAGAAAAUUCCAAAUUCUUUAAAUUACAACAUGACUCAUGUCCUGGGAUCUGAUAUUAAAAUACAAAACUGGAAUAUUUAUGGCCUUCCCAGAGAUGCGUUUUCAAUAGAAAAUGCAGUCAUCUUGUAUUCAACAAACCGAUGGUCUCUUUUGAUUGAUCCACAAGGACAAGCGAAUAAAUGGAUUAAAUCCAUGGAAAAAUUCAAUGAACUGGAGGUUUUAAGAUUAUCAAAUCCCAAGUACAUGAAAAAGCUUGAAGUGUGCUUAGAGUAUGGGAUGCCUGCUUUAAUUGAAGAUGUGGGAGAGGAUUUAGAUCCUCCACUGGAUCCCAUUCUACUGAAACAGACAUUCAAGCAAGGUAACCUGGAGUAUAUCAGCUUGGGAGAUAAUGUAAUAGAGUACAACCCAAAGUUCCGUAUUUACAUUACAACUAAGUUGAGGAACCCCCACUAUUUGCCAGAAAUCUGUAAUAAAGUAACUUUGAUCAACUUUGCCUUGACUGUGGAAGGACUAGAAGAUCAGCUUCUAGGAAUAGUAGUGGCUAAAGAAAGACCUGAUUUGGAAGAAAAGCGACAAUUCUUGAUAGCAGAAAGUGCAAAGAAUAAACAAACUUUAAAAGAAACAGAGGACAACAUUCUACACAUCAUGACUUCUUCUGCUGGAAAUCUUUUGGAGGAUAAAACAGCAAUAGAAGUGCUUGAUUCUUCAAAGGCACUUUCUGUGGAUAUCCAAGAAAAAGAAAAGAUUUCACUGGAAACAGCAAAAAUUAUAGAUGAAUUUAGACAAGGAUACCGACCUGUUGCACAGCACUCUGCCAUACUUUACUACUGCAUUACAGACUUGCCAAACGUGGAUCCAAUGUAUCAGUACUCUUUAAUUUGGUUCAUCAACAUCUACAUAAUAUCUAUUGAAAAUGCAAAUGAAUCAAAGAUAUUGGCCAAACGGUUAGAGUUUCUCAAGGAUAAGUUUACUCAUAACUUGUAUACCAAUGUCUGUCGUUCUUUAUUUGAAAAGGACAAAAUAUUGUUUUCAUUUGUUCUGUGUUCAAGUAUUAUGAUAGCUGAAGGCAAGUUACACAAAGGCGAGUUAAAUUUUCUUCUAACUGGAGGUGUUGGUUUAGAAAAUCCUUUCCCUAACCCAGCCUCAAAGUGGCUUAUUGAUAAAUCGUGGGAUGAAAUCUGCAGAGUGUCACAACUUCCAAUUUUCAAAGGAUUCACUGAAAGUUUUAGUGAAAAUCUACAAGACUGGCAAAAUUUGUAUGACUCAGACGAACCUCACUUGCAGCCACUUCCAGCCCCUUGGGAUAUGACACUCAACAACUUCCACAAACUGAUAGUUAUCAGGAUGAUCAGACCUGAUAAGGUCGUACCAUUGCUUAUCAAAUGUGUAGAAGACGAAAUGGGAUCCAGAUUUGUGCAGCCACCUCCAUUUGACAUUGUCAAGAGCUACGGUGACUCCAACUGUCUCAGUCCUCUGGUAUUUAUUCUCUCUCCGGGUGUGGAUCCGAUAGCUGGUCUCAUGCAGUUUGCCAUCAAGAAAGGCUAUGGAGCAAAGUUCCAGUCAAUAUCUCUCGGUCAAGGCCAGGGGCCAAAAGCAGCUGAGUUAAUAAAGAAUGGGCAGAGAGAAGGAGGAUGGGUGUGUCUGCAGAACUGUCACCUGGCUGUCUCAUGGAUGUCUAGCCUGGACAACAUAUGUGAGAACUUUGACAUUACCAACACAUCCCAGGAGUUUCGGCUGUGGCUCACUAGCUACCCGACCGACAAGAUGUACCUGAAUGAAUAUGAAGAGGUGCCAUUUGCUGCCAUCCUGUAUCUGACAGGAGAGUGUAACUAUGGUGGUCGAGUGACAGAUGACUGGGACCGCCGAGCUCUCAACACAAUCCUGCAGGACUACUGUAACCCCAAGGUCAUCAAUAUGACCAACUACCGAUUCUGUGAGAUCAGUGCUCAGUUUGCUGUUCCAGAACGAUUUGAAUACAAUCAUUUUAUAGAUGCCAUACAGGAUCUACCCACAAUGACUACUCCUGAUGUAUUUGGACUCCACAUGAAUGCAGGCAUAACAAGAGACUUGCAAACAACCAAAAACCUAUUCAACACGAUGCUUCUCCUGCAAGGGGGAGCUGCCUCGGGUGAGGCAGGGGAGGGGGAUUCUAUUCUCAAUGACAUUGCAUUGGACAUCCUAGGCAAGUUACCCAAGAAGUAUGACAUUGAAGCUGCAAUGGAGAAGUACCCAGUGGAAUAUUCAGAGUCCAUGAACACAGUUCUUGUCCAGGAGCUUGAGAGGUUUAAUAGACUUCUUGGAACCAUUAAAUCCACCCUUGAAGAUCUUAAAAAGGCUAUUAAAGGAACAAUCGCUAUGAGUCCUGCUCUAGAAUCCAUUGCUAAUGCUCUUAUGAUAACGAAGGUUCCAGAUGCUUGGAAGAGAGUAUCGUAUCCUAGUUUGAAACCUCUAGGAACAUACAUUUUUGACUUUUUGGAGCGAUUGCAUUUCUUACAGACAUGGUUUGACCAAGGAAAACCAGUGAACUUUUGGAUAUCAGGAUUUUUCUUUACACAAGCUUUCCUAACAGGUGCUAUGCAAAAUUAUGCCCGUCGAUAUACAAUCUCCAUAGAUCAAUUGACCUAUGACUUCCAAAUAAUGACAAGCGAUCGCAUGAAGACUCCUCCCACCGAUGGUGUUUAUGUUUAUGGUUUAUUCCUGGAUGGGGCUCGUUGGGAUCGUCAACGCCAACACCUGGAGGAGCAAUUGCCUAAAGUGCUCAAUGACAUUGUUCCUAUCAUCUGGUUCAAGCCCACUCUCAAGUCCCAGCUGGUCGCUGGCACUCGCUACAACUGCCCACUGUACAAGACGUCUGAGAGACGGGGCAUCCUGUCCACCACAGGCCAUUCCACCAACUAUGUCUUGCCCAUCCUCAUGCCCACACAGAAACUUUCAACCCACUGGGUCAAGCGUGGAGUCGCCCUUCUCUGUCAACUCACUGAUUAGCAGCUUUGUCUGUUUUUGUACUCUACUGUUUAGUUUAAAAUUGACUAUACAAAUAUCUUACAAAUAUAAAUGAAAAUACAUGUUAAAAAAACAUUCAAUAAAAAAAUCUUGAUACUGUACUAUACUAGUUUCUUAAUAAAUGGUUUUAAAAACGAUGUUAGUUUGAGUUCCUCACUUUACUAAAAUUUAAAAAGGACAUAGGGAAUCCAUAUAACGUUGUAGGAUGUAAUCGUUAAACUUAAAAGUGUAACUAGUAAGUGUAACUUUACUCAUACUAAAUGUUACUGUAUAGUGUUACCAGUAAAACGCAAUAGAACCUCUACAGCAAAGGGAUUUGGGAGGACCAUGCUAUCAAGGCUGUCUAUACUUAAAAUCACACUAUUGAGCCACACUGGUUUAUCUUAACUCAUUUUAUAGUAAGUUCAUAUGUGAAGAAUGUAUGCUGAAAGGUUUUGUUGUCAAAAGUACAUUAACAGUAUAAUAGUGUACACCACAUUAUUAUUACAACAACAAGCUUUGUAAUUUAAAUUCGACUUCAACAGAAAUGUAGUUAUACUACAGUAUUGUAGUUACACAUUAAUACUGUACCAAUGAUGGAUGAAAAAGGACAACACGACUACUUGAUGCUACAGACAAAGGUAAUUCAUGUGUCAGAUUGGAGGGGGUUUCAUGGCUAGACCUGUGUCCAAGAUAUUGCUUCUCUCAAAACACUUUACUGACCAAGGGAAAAAUGCGUUGGAAUUUGGGUGGAGUCAUAAUGUAGGGUUUGAAUAUGUAAAAGGUCUUAUUAUUGAGAUUAAACUCUGUAACACAAAUAGAGUGCUAUAGAGGGUUAAAGAUUUGACCUAAAUUGGAAAAAAAUCUUACUAAUAAGUUUUAAAAACAAAUAAAAGUUACUGUAAAAGUAUUAAAAAUUUUGAGCUAGAGUGUUAUAGUGAUUUCAAG